This is a messenger RNA of Trichobilharzia szidati, 13343 nucleotides long. NCBI's taxonomy places the organism in Eukaryota, Metazoa, Platyhelminthes, Trematoda, Strigeidida, Schistosomatidae. The record is from the annotation of a GenBank genome assembly.
CCAGGACUCAAGGUCACCCGCUUUCUAUGAAAAUUGUUUGGUAAAAUUGUUUGUCUGGAAACUCUGGAGGGUAUUUGGUUUUCUCUACGACUUCACACUCAUUUUCACUUCCACAAAAUAUGAGUUCCGCACCAGUAACAGAAUUGGAUUUAAUAUCAGCACUUCAGGCAGUUGGUGCCUUAAACAAAUUGGAUGAAUCGUCUGUAUCGUCAUAUGAGUCAAAAUCAACUCUGAAUGAUUUACCCGUAGAAACAAUAUCAAAUGCUUCAUCUGAUUAUUUUCCAGUUCUUGAUCGAUCUGAAUCUCUUCGUAUUAUACACAAUCUAGUUGAAGGCCUACUGCGAGUGCAAACGCGUGAUUCGUCUACAGCACCUCGUCAUUUAAAUGCUGUAUUGUCAUCUCUGUUGCGAUUUCUUAGUGAUUCUAAUUCUGAUGUUCGUAUAGCUGCAGAUGAAGGCUUGAACAAGCUCAUAAAGUUUCUUCGAUCAAGUAUGUCGCAUCUAAUUUUAUUUGAACUGUUUAUGGAAUUGAAACGUAAUCAUAAUGCAAGAUCUGUGUCUGUUGCUAUGUCGAAAUUUGCUGCAUUAGCUUCACAAAUUAGAACAACGAAACGGAGAUUCUACGCUGUCAACUUACUUCCAACUUUUAUUUCAAUCUGUGAACAAGAAAAUGAUUUAUUAUAUGAAAAUUUAAUUGAUUCUUUUGGACAAAUUGCAAAUGAAUUGUUCUACUAUGCAACUGAAAAAGAAUUACGCAGUUUUUUACGUACACAAUUUAAAAGAUUAUCAUCAAAUAAAGCUCUGAUACGACGUACAAUUGCUCAGUUAUUAGUUAUCACAUGCCAAUCAUCUCGUGUACCGCUUACACUAUUGCGUUAUCUAUUGCACUUGAUAUUAGCGGAAAUGGAAUCACUCAGUGCUGUUUCAUCUACAGAACCAGUUAAAGUUGACUAUGAUUCAUCAACACCGAACAAUUUUAUCACCUAUUGGACAGGUUUAUUUAAUACAAUACGCUAUUUAUCUAUUGGUUGGGAACAACUUUCAAAUAAUAUUACAAAGAAUUCAUCCUAUCUAAAUUUAAAUCUACCUUCAACAUCAUCAAUUGAUUUAAAAUUUUUAAAUAAUAUACAUUCUAGGAUAUCUGGUGCUGCUGAUCCAGAAAGUCCAGAAAUGCCUAAUCCAGCAGACGAUUCAACUGUUCUACAGUCAAGUCAACAUGCUACAGACACAAUGGAAUCAUCAAGAAAAUUACCUAUGCAUAAAAUUAAUUAUUCAGAAUUGGAUAAUCAAAUGUGGUCAAAAACAUUCUUCAUAUGUUUACAUCAUGCAUGCAAUCAAUCUAAUCUGAAUUCGCUGAUGUUACAGACCGCGGCUUUAGAGGCUUUUGUACAAUUGUUAACUGUUAGACGUCCUCUCUUUUUAUAUCCAUUUAAUUGGCUCACAAAUAUUACAUCAUUAUCAUCAUCAACAACAACAACAACAUCGUCAAGGUCACCAUCAUCAUCAAUCAAUCAAAGUUUUCAUAGUGAUAAGACCAGUAGUGAAGUACAAGGUGGUGAUAAAACAGUCGACAAAUCGCCGUCAUCAUCGUCAUUAACGCCACAUUUUCUCAAUAAAAGUGAACUCAGUAUUGAUACCAGUAUUCACAAAGAAGCAUAUGAUGUUGUCCCAAAUGAUUAUUUACUAAGAACACUUUCUUCAGAGUCUAUCAACACUAAAAGUCCUAGUUCCGAUUUUCAAUCUGUAGACAGUCGUGAUACAUUCCUUAUUCGUUCAGUAUCCUCAUCAAGUUUAUCGUCAUCUUUGAAGAUGGAUUCAAAUCAGAUUACAUCAAAUGAAGAGAUUCGUAAUCAGCUAUCAGUUGUUCGUGCUCAAUUAGCCAAAGAUGAAGAAAAACUGGCAAACAAUGGGAAUAGUGAUGUUUUCAGUGAUUUAGGUUAUGAUAUCAUUGAUGAUUCAAUGGGAAAUAUACAAUCUGCCCAAAUUGAUGAUAGUAGUCUUGAUUCACCUAAUGGGAAUAAGCCUAUACAUGAUACUAAGCAAACGCCUAUCCAUCAGACAAAAAUCUGUCCCAUAAACUUAGCUGAUCUUAUUAACAGCUGUCUUACAAAUCAUAAUGAACCAAUAAGUCUUAUGCAAAUUGAUUGGUUAUUACCAUUCCUUCUAUUAUCAUUUGAUAUGAUGCCUAAAAAUAUGACAAAUCAAUACGAAUGGCCGAAACCGUCAACUAUGCCUCGGACUAGUUUACACUUACUUGUGAUUAAUUGUCUAACUAAUUUAGCUCAAUUUAAUCCAUUCAUGUUUUUUAAACAAUUAAAUGGAAAUCAGUGUUGUUCAAAUGAUCAACAAUUUAAUCUUGAACAGUCGCAAUGGCCUACUGCAGUUGAUGUUAUUCUCGAAUUUCACAACAAUAGUACAGAUCCACAAGUUCAAGGGCAAAUUUGCAUACUUAUUGGCAAUUUGAUUGGUGCUAGUUUAGUUUGGCAAAAUGUAAAUUAUGCUGAAACUAACAGCACACUGAAUGAUGAAGAUGCAUCGCCUCAUAGGUCAGUGCAAAGUAACCUGGAACGUCUUUUCAGUCAACUAGAAGUAUAUUUAAAUCCAAGUAUUUCUGGUAUUGCCUUUCGAUGGGCUUUAUCAGGAUUACGUGCGUGUUCUAGCGCUUUAUUAUCGUGUUGUACCAGUUGCUCAACAUCGUCAGCCUCGCCAUCAUCGUCAUCUUCCGUAUUAUGCUCAAAUGAAUUCAAUACACCAUUUGAUAGAAGAUUAUUACUUUAUCGUUUUCUGAAAAUAUUAACAUCAUUAAUUGUUCAUACAUCACGUCAUUCGUAUCGUUUAGUACGACGUGAAUUAUUAAAUCUUAUCAUUGAACUUGACUGGGCAACUAUCAGUUAUUUAGAGGAAACAUUGAAAAUGUGCAAUUUUCAAAAGUCUGCUUGGUUUGCUGUGAAACCAGUUAGACUGAUCGACUUAGCUUGGACAGAAUGUUGGCGUAUUCUUUGUGAUGCUGAUCCUGAUCUACGUGAACAAGCUUCAGUUGGGCUGAUUGCUCUAUGUUCUAACCUGACGAGUGGUAUUGGUGACUAUCUGGGCAUUUCUACUGGAGACCUACUGCCAAAUCGUGUCAAUCGUAGUUUACAGUUUUGGUUUCCUCAAUCGUAUUCACAAAGUAAAUUAGGUGUUUCGUGUUUUGGAUUAGUUGGUUGCUUGGGUGCUUACAGUUUACCUCCGUGUUUGUCAACUCUACCAAUGGAAAUGGAUGUUGGACCUGUUGGACAACAGUUUUAUCAAUCAAAAAUAUCUCAAUUGUUACAUUUAGAAGGAAAUAAUAAUAAUAAUAAUAAUAAUAAUAAUAAUAAUAGAACACCUAAACAGAUGAACUGUUUUCAUUCAAAUAGUACUGGAGCUAUACGUCUUUUUCGGAACUGUUUAACGGCUUUAAUGGAAUUACCGUGUUCCAGUGUCCUACCGGAAGAUCGUUAUAUGCUGCUUGGUGUCGUUAGUUGCUUAAAUCAAUUGAUUGGAUUCUCUCAUUUGCUGAGUUAUUCUGAUAUAUGGUUCGAUUCAUCAUCAUCAUCGUCAUCAUCUGAUUCCAAGCCGUUAAGUGGUGACCAAAUGGAGGAGCAUUCUGUGCAAUCUUCACAACGUAGAUCACGUCUUUCGCUUUUAUCUUGGCAUUGUCUGACUCUGUUAUCAUCAAUACCCAUAACAUCAACCGAUAUAGAGCUUCAAUUGUCAUUGUUACAUCUAUGCACUGGUUGUGUAAUACGUUGGUCUAUUUUUACAUUAUUGGAUAAAUCUGCAAGAAAACAUGAUAUCAACACUACAGACAACAGCAAUGAGUCAGAUGUGUCGAAUUAUCAAAAACCAUUCACUCGAUUCGCUUUAGCCUAUAUGCAACACUUGAUGAGGGUUUGUUGUGUAAUGUGGCAUGUUUUUGAAGGCAUCCCUCUACCUCAAAACAAUCAAUCAGACUCAGUUAUAUCCAAGAUGCCUAUUGGUUCAAUGUAUUCUGGUAUAUCAGAGUCUUUUAUGCAUACAGUAGCGAAUAUAGCUCAAACAAGUACUAACUUCUCCCUGAAUAAAAACAAUCAAGACUCAGUAAGUGGAUCAAAUACUCUUGGCAACAGUGGUAAUACUGAUUCAUCAAUCAAUAAAAAACGCAAUUAUGGUACUAAAUUAGGCGGUUCAUUGAGAAGACAUUUAUCAGUCCCUCGUUAUUCACCAACAUUUUCAACAUCAAAUUUGGGAUAUUUUGCCAAUAUGCCACAUUAUGUAGCACUGUAUAAAACUCUUAAAACUGCAUAUAAAACGUUUAAAAUAUCUUCUGAUUUGAAUGGUGUUCAGGACCGAUUAAUGUGUUUAUUACAAACAUGUCUGUACUCCUUUGGUCGAUUAUUAGAAAAUCUUCAGUUCAAUGAUAUAGCUCCGUAUGCAGAUGAAUUAUUAAUGUAUUUAACAUCAUUUUACAAUUGGCAACCUGGUGCAUGUUUAGAGUUGGCAACACAACUACUUCGAGCCUUUGUAGGCACAAAUCUUUGCAACCAAUGGGAUGAUCAGUUAUCAUGUUUGUAUUCAGAAGCUUUAAAUCGUACAAGUUUCAGCCAGACUGGAAAAGAUGGAGUGGAAAAACACAGCAGACAUAGUGUAAAAAAUACUGUCGAUUGUUGCAUUGAUAAACUAUUGGAACAAAAUAAAGCUGUCACAAAUUAUUUAUUAGACCAAAGUGUUUUAAACGAGAAUAAACUUUGUUGGAUUACAAUACCAGAACUUCAUCAAGCUCCGAUAUCUGCAUGGAUUCGAUUCGCUCGACAACGUCGUAUUCCUAUUGGGUUAGAGUAUGCAAAUAGCACUGAUAGAGCAUUGGCUACUUCAUCGGCACAAACAAUGACUAUGUCUGCACUGAAGAUAAAAUCUGACGUUCAGUCAUUUUUCAAACGUCUUGAGCACAUUGUACUACGGGGUAUGGAAAAUUAUAAAUGGACAAAUAAUUAUUCACUACAAACUGGUAUACUAGAUCUACUCAUUCAUCUAAUAUACUUACGUAUGAAUUAUUGUCAGCUUGAUGUACAACAAAAAUUCCUACAUACUGUGAUCAGCCAUUGUGAAAAUUUGGCUUCAGAAAUUCAACGAAUUGAAACAAUCGCAUUGAUGACUUCGAAUUCACUGUACCAUCAUCAACAAACUGGUAAAGCUGGUCAACAGUUGAAUUCACAGAAACGAUCCUUAUUCUCUUCAUUCUCAUCAGUUUCUAUCUCCCGGAGUGAAUGUUACAAUUCUGAUUCAUUUCUCUUCCCUAUGAUAAAUUUAAGAGAACCGUCUACAAUACAUCAACAUCAGCGUCUUGUAAAUGCUAUAUUUCGUUUUUUGGUUACUCUAACUUAUCAACACCGUGUUAUUUCAUCGACUACUUUGUCAUCAUCAGCAUCAGCAUCAUCACCGUCGUCAACAGUGACAUCUGUACAGUCUAAACAGAAUGAUACGAUUAACUCAGAGAAUUCAACCGCUAGUACUGUUACGGGGACGACCAAUACUGCUGCUACCACUACUAAUAAUAAUAAUGAGAAUGACGAAGCGGUAAAUUCACGCCUUGUAGAACUAAGUCAGGUUGUACAUUUGGCGGAAACAUUAGCUGCAGAAACACGAGAUCCUAGUAGUGUUGUAUUAACAGCAAUGAUUCCAAUGAUUGUGGAUUUAUUUGUUAUCCAACAACCGUUAAACAACCAACGAAUGCAUAAACAAACUCAAAAUAUUGAUGCAAAUAAAAAGCAUCAAAUUCAACAAGCCAAUGCUCAACGUGAAACUAUCUUCCACUUUCUUCUACGUCGUCUUAGUCAUCUACCAGCGUGUUAUGAUCAAAUAUCAUUAAUUCUUGAAGAGGUUAACAUUUCAAAACAAUUGUGUCCACAAGAAAAUGUUAUUCCUUUAGUCGACAGUAUAACUCAGAUUUCAAAUCAUAUUUUAAGUCAUUUCACCGCUGGUACAGCUCAAAUUGAUAAUUCUACUGACUAUGAAGCUUUACAGCGUCUUUUCAAUCAUCUUCUUAUGAUAAUUAAUUCUUUCACUGAAAAUGAAUCAUCCGGUGUAAUAUGGAAUAUUAUAUCGAAAGUUGAAGAAGUAUUAUAUUGUGGAUUUAAUCCUAAAAUUCUUCUAGAUUAUUACAAUAUAACUCAUUUUAUACGUUGGAUUAUGACAAAAGUGAUUUGUAGUCGUUUCAUUUUUCACUUACUCACCUAUGGAGUGAAGUUAACUCAACCAGCUGAAUACAGUGUCACAAAACAAACUGCAAAAUUAUUCGAACAUUCUCUUGUCGUAUUCCAACAAAUCAUUGAAGGUAUUCGAUUUUAUCUCCUGUAUGAACCAUUUUCUAUUGGUCAGUUAAUCAAUUUACAGUUUGAUUACUCCCGGAAGUCAACGAAUUUAGUACUUUUGAUGCACUUAUCUUUAUCUCAUUUACUUUGUCUUACGGAACUGGUAAAAUCUGAUAUUUGGAGAAAUAUUCAAUGGAAUACUAAAGCGACAGUCUCAGUAAUUCAAGAUAUUCAUAAGAAAAUAUAUACACUUGGAAGAUAUGAACCAUUACUGUGUAUAUUAUGGUAUCGCUUGAUUUAUUCAAAUGAAGUGAAUUUUAUUGAAAUACUAAAGAAAUCUAAUUCUUCUUUUGAUGAAGGCGAAAAUGCUUCAAGUGGAAUCUUUUUACCAGACUAUUUUGAUGAUUCAUUAGGGAUAAGUAUCAAUUCAGAACUUGUUAACCAAUCGUUAAUGAUAUACUAUGCUCAAUCACAAUUGUAUAAUAAGGUGGAUACUGGUGUUAUCCUUCAACAGUUGUUAUCAUCAUCAAUGUAUGAAAAGUCUACAACAACACAUCAAACAAAAAUCAUACAAAUAAUAAAAAUGUGGUAUUCUGGUGAACCUGUAAUUUGUGGCUUAAUGUCAUUGUUAUUAAAUUCAAAGCGUGGAUUUCAACAACUUCUUUCUGUGUGCAUGGAAAAUCUUACAUUUAUGUCACUUGGACAGAUUAACUUCCUUCUGAACAAUAUGUUUAACACAGUUCAUUCAGAGUCUUUAAGUAGUCAACUGGAUGCAUUAUUCAACAUAUUUAUUAGUCCACAGUGUAAAUCGAUCAAAUCUGAUCAACGAAAGCAUUGUACCACCUGUGUCAAAAGUAUAAUGCCAAUUAGCUUACGAAUGAUAGCCUCCAAUAAAGCUUGUAAUAUAUUACAGUGGAUUCUUAAAAAUCACAAAAAUGCAGAUUCAGAGCCUGUUAUAUCAAACCAUGACUUGGAGAAUUAUCGUUUGCGGCUAACAUCAUUUGGCAAUACUCUGAAAUCUGAUCGACUACUGUCUUUACUUGGUCAAUUAAUUCAAUGCACUAGUAAAAAGCCUUGUCAAAACGAAAUGCCCAAAUGUAGUACAAGUUUAGCUCAUAAUAACAUUGAAUCUAUUUUGAAGAAAGCUGAUGAAACCAAUUGGUUAUUAAAUUCAGCUAAAGAUUUAUUAAAACACUGUGAUCUAUCAGGCACAUUGAAUGGUAUUCGACUUAUCCAUGCCUUGUCAGAGUGUACAACUAUUAGUGAGAAGAAAAUUUCAAAUAUUCUUAAUGCAUUAUGUCUUCGAUGUUCUCCAAGAAUGCUUUAUUAUGCUUUAGUAUGUGGUUCAUCUUCUACAUCUACAUCGACGCUUUCAUCAUCAUCAUCCAUGUCAACACCGACUUCAUCAACACCUGAUGCUACAAAUCUAUUGUCCAAGGCAUGUCCUAAAACAUCACGUAUUACACCUUGUGUAAAUGUUUUAUUUCAAGUUGCUGAGAAGCUACUUUUUAAAAAUAUACAAGAUAUUGUAACCAACCCUAUGGAAUUAUUCAAAGAAACUGAAGAUCCAACAUUGGUGGAUUCUGUUCAGUCAUAUUUGACUGGUUUAUCAUUUGCUUUAUUGGAGUUUCUACGAGUACUACCGCAUCUACCAGCAGUUGAUUUAGUACCUAUAGAAAAAGAAACAGAUGCUUUGAGUUUCCUACUCAUUCUUAUUGAGUUCUUCUUCUACUCACUGGGUUAUCCCUAUACUCAACUAACCGGUGUUACUUCAAGUGGCGGUAGUAGUCAUAAUAGUGGGGGUGGUGGUGUUGGUGGUGAUAUAAGAACUCAGCCACAGAAUAUGAACACUGAUAACUCGCAUUACAUGCCUACAAGACAAUUUAUGGUAUCUGUAACUUUGAUAGAAAAUACUCUUCGAUUAUUGAAUUAUGUCUUACAGACAGCAUCGAAUCGUUCUGCCAAAGGAGUUGAUUUAUUCGGUGGUGAUGGGAAAAAAUUUUUAUCAAUUUUUCUUAUCUUUCUUUGGAUGAUAGAUAAAUCAGCCUGUCUGUCUGAGUAUUCAACAUUUUGGUCGACAUCAAUUAAUGAAUAUAUGAUGAAAGCUGUGAAUAAUAUACUACACAAUUCUGCACAACACUCACCACCGACCACAUUCUCUUCAUUAGAAUUAUCUACAACAAUUCUAUUAAAUAAUCUACUUACUCCUGUGUAUCCACCUGUUAUGGGUAUAUGGUGGCCGGAUCCCUUGUGUGCAUCAACGCUAUCUCAUUUCUGUGCAACAACUGCAUCUUCAGCAUCUUUUACUGCAUUCAAUUCGACUACAUUACAACAACAACAACACCAAUCGAAUUCAUCAGGGAAUAUACAUCUAGAAGGCGGUUUUAUUCAACCAUGUCAAUUAAUUGGAAAGUGUAGAUUAUUAAGGGCUAAUUUAAGCCAAUCAACUGCCGGAUCUAAUAAUAUAAUAAAUCAAUUGAAUAUUUGUACUUUAGGUAUUGCUCGUCUUUUGCACACCUUGGAUGUAUCAAGUUCACAUGGUUAUAGCUCAAUGAAUAUGUCAUUUCAUGAAUCGAAUCAUACGAAGAAGUCAGAUUUUAUCAAUUCAUUUGUAAACAUGGAUUUAGAUCAUUUAACAUCGAAUAUUACACGUAUUAAUUCAUUGGGUUGGUUGGAUAGACGAGAAUUUGAACGGAUAUGGACAACAUACCUAGAAUUGUUGUCCUCUGCAUCAGAUACUAAUCAAAAUGCAUAUUCAACUACACUAGAAGCUGAUAAUACACAGUUAAUCAGUUCUGAAGAGUUAAUUGAAUGCAGUCAGUCUAUUGUAAUUGGUCUACGUGGUUUAACACGUUUACUUAUGGAUACUUCAUUGAAACCUCAACCUGGCGAUACAUUGUACUCUCGAUUACGUCAUCAUUCUCGUCUUGGUACACCACAUUUCUCUCACACGAAGCUUGGUCGAAAGCUGAUCUCAUUGUUAUCCUUUAUUGAACGAGAACGGGAUUACUUAAACAAGUCUAGUGAAUAUGCUACAGUUAAAAAUUCAAUACAUUCUGAAUACAGUAUGAAUAAAUUCAAUGAAACAGAAGAUUUAGAAAUGAUCAAUUUGGAACGUUUAACUGAUUCAUGCAUUACCGAUGGUCCUAGUCAAUUUGCAGUGGAUUGGUCAAUUCGACGUUUAAAUAUGCGAGAAAAUAUGAAUUCCACUACAACAAUACGUCGGCCUUCAUCAAAUGAAUACAUUCGUGAAAAUGAUAAAAUUCAUUCUACACUAAAAUCACCGAUUUCAAAAUUGAAUCAUCGAACAGUGAACAAUUUAACACUACAAAGUUAUGAAGAUCCUUUAUUCUCAUGUCUACAGUCAUUACAAUUAUUCUAUCAUUCAUGCCUAAAACCAGAACCAUUCCCUACACGACCUAACAAUGAAGAUAUGCCUAGUCUGUUAUUGGGUACUUCAAAACUUGUUGAUCUACUUACAUCAAAUCCAAAUGUUAUAUCAUCUUCUGUGUUGAAUAAAACGUCAACAGUUAAACAAACUAAACCAAUUAAUACUGCACCAUCGAUAAAAGGACCUGCUUUUGAUGUAUGGCAGUCAAUUCUUCAAUCAGCUAUUAUUUUAUCUGAUUUAUUUACAACACAAGAACAAUUUAUCUGGUUAAAUGAUCAUUUACAAGAUGCCGUGAAACAAUUGCCGACAUGGAGUGAAUUCCAAUCACCAAUUCAUGCAUGGUUAGCAUUAGGUAUUGCAAAAUGUACUGCAGUCUUAGAAUUACUUAAUAGUUCACCGAAUAAUUCACAUGUUCUUCAAUCGAAUUCACUUGAACCAGCUGUUAAACAAACAUUGAAUACAAUUAAUUCUAGUUUAUUAACUGUACAAAAUGCUGGUUUGCAUAGUUCUAUGUAUUUAUUACAUGCUGCAUUAUUGAUUAGAACACAACCACAUCAACAACAAUUACAACAGCAUAGUCCACCAACUGGUUCACCUUUGUUAAAUGAUCUUUAUGCACAACUAUGCAGUUAUUUGGAAAAGAAGCUCAGCACUAUAUUUUGCACGUCAACAACAACAGCAACAACAAAUACAACUAAUUUAUUAAACAAUGAAACAUCAAUUAACCAUGAACUGUCACUUUCAUUGAUGACUGGAUCAUCUGGUAUGAAAAAACUUAUGCAAGCAGUACUUCAUCCAGGUGCAGCUAGUAAAAUUUCUAUGAAUUCACAUAUGGAAAGAGGAUCCUCUAUGAUUCACGUGUCAAAUGUUGAUUUAACAGAUCAUCUGGAAAAUCAUCAAUUGAUUGUCCUGUCAACUGCUUUCUUCUUAACUGAACACUUUUCUAGUCCACCAGUCUAUCCUAUUGUAACAGAUUCAAGUUUAGGCAUUACAGAAAUGUUAUCUGGUCUGACAGCUAAUCUCUUUCGAUUAGCACCAUCAAUGCUUGGUGAUACACCUGUAGUGAGUCAAUCAAAGAGUCCAGGAUAUACACAAUGUUCUUCUUUGAGUACAGGAACUACAGUGGAUUUAAGCUAUUCACUUUCUGUUCAUAUGGCAUGGUGUCAAGGUAUUGAACGACUUAUUCAAACUGGACGUCUUGGAAAAGGUGCUAUUGGGAGUCUACAAAAAAUGUGUAUCAAUCGAAUACGUACUUGUCGAUCACCGCACAUAAGUUAUCUUGCUAUUCGUUUACUACUGACUUGUAUGUAUGCAAAUUUGGGCCGGUUAAAUGAUCGUAUUCAGCAUUAUCGACGCAUUCAUAAUACUACACCAUCUGUUCAGAUAUCAAAUGAUAAUGAUGAUAAUAAUGACGAUAACACUAAUCGUAAUAGUAGUAGUAGUAAUUCACAAGACUGUGAAACGAAAAAUUUCCAAGUUACAACAUUAAAUGAAAAUACUACAGGGCCAACAGCAAUAAGUGAAUCUAAAACAGAUGAUCCUAAUUCACUGGAAUCACUUCCUUCAUCACUUCUUCAAGACUCAGAAAAUAUUGCUGCUCUUACACAAGAAUCACUUAAUUGUCUAUGGGAAAGAUUUCGUGGUGGGAUAUCACUGAUUAAUUCACCUGUUCAGUCUACGCAUGGAUUACAAAUCCCUUGGACAAUGAGUGCUUGGACAAGUGCUGUUGAAGCUCGAUUAAUUGCAAGAUUAUUACCAUUGAUCAGCACUGAUAUUACUCAAACUGUGGUCGGUCUAUUAACUAGGCCAGAGACAGUAAAUAAACAAUUUAGUCUUUCAUCAGCAAUAAUUGGUUGUGAUUCAUUGCCGAAUAUUGUUUUAAAUAAAGCAUUAGCUGAAUUUGCUCGUGCUGAUCAUGCCUUUCCUAAUUUAGCUGCUUCAAAUUUAACUGAGUUGUUUGAAAGAUUUAUGCAAAAUGAAAAUGGACAAAAUUUAAUACGACAAUGGAUACUUCUUUCGUUCCCUACACUAUUGAGUCGUCAACCGCCUGAUUUGGCUAUAUGGGCUUGUACUGUAUGUCUGUUGGCUGCAGCUACUGAUCAAAAACUACGAGCAGCAUUGCAUUUAUGCUAUACAUAUAAAUUAUCCAAUUCUGAGUCAACUAAUUCAUGGUAUACAAAUAUUGAUAAAUCCCUGAGUUGUAAUCCGACUACAAAUGUAUGCUUAAAUGAUCUUUUAUGCAUAUCAGCUUAUCAUUUUGUUACUGAUGGCCUGUUGAGACCUUUAUCGAUGUUGGAAUCAGAAAGUCUGGCAAAUCAACGUCAAGCUGAACGGGAUCAUUUCCUUGCUAUGAUUAAAGAUCAUUGUGAUACAACACUCGGUGAUAGCUGUGAUACUACUAACAAUAAUAAUAAUAAUAGGAGUAGUAGUAGUAGUAGCAAAGAAAAUUCCUGUCCCAGUGAUAAUAAUAAUAAUGAUAAUAGUACAGAACACUUUGAUAAUAAUUAUUCUAUAUUUCAUCAAUUGUAUACAAUAGUUAAACAACAAGUUUUUAUAACAACAGUAGUCAAGUAAUCUAUGAUGAUGCAAUAAAACAACACAUGGCUGUGCUCUUCAUACAUACACAAUUGAAUCUCUCUUCUCUGCUUUCUUCUUUUCUUUCUUCUCCAUUGGGCAUUAUUUUCAUAUAUUUUUUUUUAUUGAUACAAUUUUAUACAUGCAUAUGUUGGUGUGGUGGUUGUACCGUCUACACACCCUCAGAAGUAGUAGUAAUAAUAAGGCUUUAUUUCAGACAGUAUGUGAACACAUAGUAAUCAGAGGUCUCCAGCUUUCCAAAAAUAUUUCAUCUUCGUACAGGAUUUACAUGUAAAGUAAUAAUCUGAGGCAGGGCACACGAUACAGUGUUGUUCCCUAUGAACAGAACACAGAACCGAUUCUGUACACUUUUUUUAUCUUCAUUCUCUUCAAGAAUUGCUCAGUGUUUCGAUGAAAGUUAACUAAACAGGUGCGCGAGUUCACAUGGCGAUCAGCUGAUGUGAACUGCAUGAUUAAAAAAAACAAUAUGAAAUGCUAAAAGAGAUUUUUUUAAUGCAUGAUGAUUUAAGCAGGCGCGAUCAUACUCCUUUCUCAUCAUUACUCUAUUUGUAUACGCUAUGUGUGAUAUUGUUUGCUGUGGUUAAUUAAAAUCUCUAUCUAUGUGCGUAUUAUGUAUUCGUGUAUAUCAAUACAUUCUUGUUGUCGUCAAUUUCUUCUUUUUUUCUUUUCAUUACCUUCAUAUUUAUUUUCUAUGAAGUGAUUUUUACACUAUUUGAAAAUGUUGAUUUAUUUAUUUAUUUAUUUACUAAUUCCAAGUUUGUUUGUUUUCAUUUUUUGUUGCUUUGUUCAUUCAUUGGUCUGUUUUAGAUAUUUAAUCUUUAUAUUAUUAUUAUUAAUUAUUUAGUUUUGUUUGUUAUAUUUUGUUCAUGAUCUUGUUAUAAGGAUUAUGCAUUUAACAGUGAUUAUUCUCCUGUUUGUUUGUUUGUUUGUGUGAGUGUGUGUGUGUGUGUUUGUGCGUAUAUUUUUGAUAACCAAUUCUCUCUCUACCUGGUUAAUUAUUUAAUUCCUAAACUCAUUUGAAUGAUGAAUAAAAUGAAAUGAAUCAUC